UUUUGUUUUUGUUUGGAAAAUGGACGUGCCAAUCCCUUCCUCAGCGGGCACGAGCACUGCACCUUCUACUGGCACUAAUAUCAACCCAUCAUCAAGUAGUAGUAGCAGUAGCAGUAGUGGCAGUACUGGUGAUGGUCCAUACGGCUCCAGCUCGAGCUACAGCGUCGAGUUGCCGGUCGACGUGCUCUGCGCCGUCUUUGUGCACUUGGACGAGCCGCGCGACCUGCUCAGCUGCGAACGCGUCUGCAAGCAGUGGAUGAUUGCAUCGCGCAUCUGCCUCAACCUGCACUGGCGGCUGCUCUUCCAGCGCACGUUCGGUCGCUGCCGCAUUGGCGGGUCGCUCGUCGAGGCGCAGCUCCCAACAACGCUGCCAAUCCACCACCCGACCAGUCCCUAUAGUCAUAAUAAUACUCACGCGGAUGCAAGUAAUGCUGCUGCUGCUGCUGCUACACAGGCACAGGCACAGACACAGGCGGUGGUCGGGGAGCAGGACGACCAGCGGUGGAACAGAGCCGCGCGCGCUGUCGAGAUGAGCACUGCUGCAGCCAGGCGAGCGUUGCGCCAAGCAUCCACCCAACAAGCUGCUGCUGCUGCUGCUGCUGCUGCUGCUGCUGCUGCUGCUGCGUCUGCUUCUGAAAUCAGAGCCGAGGCUGGGAUGGCGAGUGCCGGCGAGGGAGCAAAGGCGUCUCCAAAUCAUCUCAGAACGCCGCUGCCAAAUCAAGACUUGACAGGUCGUCGCUCAGUGUCUCCGAGACCAAUUUCACCCGAUCCACAUCUCCGCAUCAGUAGCGCUAGUGCUGCUCAAGCGUUAGAAACCUCGCCAACCCAGGCGGCUGCCAUCGACCCGCGAGUGAGCUGGCGCGCGCUCGACGACCUCACCCGCUGGUGGCUACUCACACCGCUCGACCGCGUUCGCUUCCCGCUGUCCUGUGGAUUACCAGACACCGAUUUGAUGGAGAGCGGCCAUCCGGAGAGCCAGCCUGGUGGUAGUAGUUUGUCCACCCGUUCGACAACCAGACCCACGUCGAGUGUACUCGGUCGGGGUUUGCAUCUCAUGCUGCCACGCAUUCGGCUGACGACAGAGACAGCCAGUGUGCGCGGUGCAUCCAUGCCGUUAUGGAGCGAGCUGGUCGUCCGUGAAAUGGCCGCCUUUUGCUCGGAGCUUGCUCCCGUUUACCACGUCUUGUUUGACUUUUUGUCUCAAGAGCAACAGCAACAACAGCAGCAACAGCAGCAACAGCAGCAACAGCAGCAACAGCAACAACAGCAGCAGUCUACUCUUUCGGCAUCGACGGUACCGCCUUCCCCAGCCUGGUCGCACCAUCAGCCAGCAUCCAACUCUAGCCGAAUGCCCUGGCGAUUGUGCCUGCUUGGCAAGCCUGCCACAGCCCAAGAAAGCGCCCUGCGUAGCAGCUUUCGGCUUGAGCGCACUCGCGUGCGUGCUCUGAGCGCUCAGCAGUGCGGUCUGCUCCGAGAGCACUGGGCCGUCCCCAUGCACGACCUGCCGUUGCAUGGAAGUGAAGAAUACCUUGACGACUGGGACGGCACGGAAGGCAGUUUCCGAAGCGCCCACAGCGAGGAUUCUAUCGACUCUAUCAACAGCGCUUCGUCCGAAUCUUCAUCGUUCCAUCCACCAAAACCAGUCGUGCAGCCUCUGUCCCAUAACGAUCUCUCGUCGCUCACUGAGCCGUUUGGUGCCUCUUCCCCAGCAAGCCCAGCAAGCCGUGGUGACAACCAGGGGCACCCUCACCCGCAUCGAUCGGGAAACUACCUCGGACAAAUGCGCAGCCUCUCAUCGUCCCAGGCGAGCCUCUUGGCCAGCCAGGACGUUGCUGUUGCGUCCAAAACGCACGGACGUGUGCCAUGGCGCAGCCUCUUUGAAGACCGCUGGAUUGCCGAUCAGUGGGCUGACGCGAUCGACUUUGAUGUGCGGAAGCUCGGCGAGUCUGGUUGGUGCGGUCCUCCCGACGAAAGCGAGCUCCCUCUGCACACGUUGAUUGUUUCUGCUGCGUUCGGAACGCGCACUCCCAGUGCCGAAGAAGUGAAACGUCUAUUCGAGUCCGUUCUCAGCCCGCUGCCUGAAGAAGCGGCGGAUUUGGUCAGUGUUGAAGUACUGCCCGACUGGCGACCGCGCACCCUGCUCUCCGAAGUUGUUCGCCUCUGGCAGAGCGCAUGCACUGAAGCUGGCCUGAGCAAUCCAAUGGUUGCCGGCGCGCACGAGGACGCCAUCGCUGCGGCGGAAGGGGAUUCGCAUCACCAUCCGUCCAACACUCCUCACUUCCAUCAUCACAGCAGCCACAACCAAGAAUCGCUCGACAUGCUGAGCAAGGUCGCAUCCUCCCCGGCAUUGCUGAGCCUGAGCGCGGCCGAUGCGUCGACUGAUCCAGCAGCACCUUCAGCCGCGCAUCCGACCUCCAUCUCGUCCAGCAGUAGUCGGCGAGCCAGCAAAGGCAAGGAUUCUGCAAAGCACAUUCUAGCAGCACUUCAGGACGAGCGGGAAGCUGCGCUGUUUGCUGCCAAACAACAAGACGCACGAAAACUGGACUUGCUCGAAACUUUACUCGCAUCAUCAUCAACGACCGCCUCUAUUGCUACUGGUUCGUCCGGCAAUCACAGCGGUACCUCGACUCCGGUCAGUUCCAGAGGCGCAACCAACCGCAAGAGCAUCACCGCAGUUCGGCAGUGGAUUCAACAGGAGCUGCAGGCUGUGGCAGCGGGUCUCGAGAGCGCACGCCCCCACCUUUCUCAAUUGUACAACGUGUGCAUUCGAGCACGCUCGUGCGUGCACUUUGACGCUCGCGAGCAUUGCCGGAUUCGGUCGGAGCCGUCCAAGCCAAAGCCCGUGAUUCCAGUGCUGCCUGCCUUUGACGUGCCGCAAGUCAAGGUGUCCUGCUGCCUCAGCUUUUUCUGCUCUGUCACGCGUCACCGCACGCUUGUUGGCUUUGGCUUUUUGAAUGUGGCCCGGCUGACCGAGCGACCGACCGUUCCACUGUACCGAUGAUAUCUAAGAAUGUGUUUUCCGCCAUUAAAUUCAGAAUCCAUCCAAUA
Molecule: messenger RNA, 3048 nt
Organism: Capsaspora owczarzaki ATCC 30864
Lineage: Eukaryota; Filasterea; Ministeriida; Capsasporidae
Exons: 1
Coding region: 20-3001 (993 amino acids)
Molecular function (GO): protein binding
Source: RefSeq, a predicted model, not a curated record